Patiria miniata (bat star) is the source of this 1745-nucleotide messenger RNA. RefSeq names its product protein arginine N-methyltransferase 6-like. Bases 79 to 1128 code for a protein of 349 amino acids. Lineage: Eukaryota; Metazoa; Echinodermata; Asteroidea; Valvatida; Asterinidae. The transcript is spliced from 13 exons. Gene Ontology annotation, biological process: peptidyl-arginine methylation. Gene Ontology annotation, molecular function: protein-arginine N-methyltransferase activity. The record is from RefSeq and is a predicted model, not a curated record.
CGAUACGGUGCGUGUGCAUGUUCAUUGUAGAUGCACCUCCAUAAGGUACGCCGACGGACGGGUGUGUGAGGAAAAAAAAUGAUGAACGGUACCGACAGGAAAAUGGAGAAAGCUUCGGACAAGGUCUUUUUCUCGUCCUACGCGAGUGUCAACAUUCACGAAAACAUGGUUCGGGAUGAGAGCAGGACCCAGGCCUACAGAAAAGCCAUCAUGCAAUGCAGUGACCUGAUCAAGGACAAAGUGGUCGUAGAUAUUGGUUGUGGAACGGGAAUUCUGAGCUGCUUCUGUGCAAAAGCCGGCGCCAAGAGAGUGUACGCCAUCGACGCUAGCUCGAUUAUCGAGCAGGCGAAGCUGGUCGUCAAGGAGAACCACCUAGAGGGCGUGGUUCAGCUGAUCUCCGGCAAGGCUGAGACCGUGGAUUUGCCCGAGAAGGCCGACAUUUUAGUCAGCGAAUGGAUGGGUCAUUUCUUGUUGUUUGAGGGGAUGCUUAAUUCUGUUGUGGUGGCAAGAGACCGAUUUCUGAAGAAGGGCGGUCUCAUUCUGCCCUCCAAGUGCACGUUAUUUGUUGCGCCCAUGGACUGCAAAAGGAUGUACGAUAGAAGGAUUACAUUUUGGUCUAGCACCAAGAAAACCUAUGACCUGAGCAUGGAAUGCAUGAUCCCCUUUGCUAAGAAGAACCUUCUGAAUUCUGUGCGCAGAGAGGACAUUCCAAGUGACACCGUGAUGGAUCCAGGCCAGCCGUUUUACGAUCUUGACAUCAACACUGUCACCAUCGAGGACCUGAACCGUGUCGAGGGGAGCUUCCAGAUGACAUGUGACCGGACCACCAAUCUCACCGGGAUCGCAGUCUGGUUCGAUGCGUACUUUGAGGCUCCGAGCAAGGAUACCGUGGUGCUGUCAACUUCACCAUUCUCUCCCCGAACUCAUUGGAACCAAGCUGUCCUGUACCGUGAAGAGGGUCUUCCAGUCCAGAAAGGUGACGUCAUCAAGGGCAGUAUGACGAUCACUCCAGCCGACAGGAAUGAGAGGCACUUGGAUGUCAAGCUGAGCUACCAGGUCGGAGAUGGUCAACCGGAGGAAAAGAUAUACAACACUUGGCAGACCCCGGGGCCUGUCGAGAUGUAUUAGACCGCUAGAGGUCGCACUUCAAAAUGACCAGAGCCCUGGACUGCUUUGCAGUGUGCAUUCUGGCUUAUCGCCGUAUAGGGCACAGUUUUGGGCAACAACUUACCCAUCAACCAUAGAAAGUCGUUGCUGCAGACCAGUCAAUAAAUUCCAACGGCUGCUUCAGAAUAUACAUGUAAUUCAAUAACAGUCCUGUCAGGUAUUUCAUAAUUUUGGUUUUCUGUUUUUUGAUGUUUGCAAAUUUGUAUAUUCCCUUUAAGAACAUUUUCUAUAUUUUGCGAGAUAAUUUCGAUCUUUAUAUAGGUUUAUACCUUGUCCAAAUCAUGUGUACUCCUUCUGGGAUACUUUCCAUGCAAAUUCGUCCUUAUAUAAAAACCUGUUAGAAUUUGAUAUAAUGACUUACAUCGCUAUGUAUUCUUGUAUUGGUUCAUCGGAGCUUUAAAUUAUGAUUGGCCUAUUGUAUUUGCACCAAUAUUUUUCUAAUAUAGUAUUACCGUAGCCAGCAUGAAUUUAUAUGAGAAGUAUAUAAGUGAAUAUUUAUUCAGGGUUGUCAGUCAGUUACACUGUGCAGAGUUUGUCGGUCAAAUAAAAGUGGUAAUAAUCCACCUAAUCAAAUGAUG